This is a messenger RNA of Sordaria macrospora k-hell, 549 nucleotides long. RefSeq lists its product as uncharacterized. Lineage: Eukaryota; Fungi; Ascomycota; Sordariomycetes; Sordariales; Sordariaceae. Gene Ontology annotation, biological process: RNA catabolic process. Gene Ontology annotation, cellular component: ribonuclease H2 complex. The record is from RefSeq and is a predicted model, not a curated record.
AUGUCCCAACCAAUCCUCGCUUUCACCCCCUCCUCCUCCUCCAGCACCUCAACCACCACCCCAAAAACAACACCCAACCUCCUCCCCUGCCGCAUCCACCACGACGGGUCCGUAGAACCUACCGACUCAUUUUGGAAUCCUCGUGAAGAAGAUGGUCUAAAAACCUCUUACUUCCGCGGCCGCAAGUUGCACGGCAAAACUCUGCCUCUUCCCUCUGGUUACCGCGGCGUGGUAGCAUCAAAAACCGUCAAUCAGCAGCAGCAGAACCAAAACCAGAACCAGAACCAGCCACCAAGAUUGUCAGAGCAGAUGUCCUUCGUUAUGGACAACGAUAACGACAACAAGCCAGCAGAAGUCAUCGAUCUUGAAGCUGAAGAGAGUGGGCAAGGGUCACAGCAGCCAGAAGUAGGAGGAAAGAUGCAAAUCCAAGCAGAGUUUGAGGAAGUGGUAGUUUGGGGACAUGAGAGCUUGGCUGAUGCUGGUGGGGAUGCGUAUGUUAGGGGGGUGGAGGAGUGGAUUGGGUUUGCGGAGAGGAUUCAUGCGUUUUGA